CAAUCGUUAUCAUUCCUUUCAUUAUCCUUCCCUCUCAUCCUCAUAUUCGAUAUUCAAUACUUCAUAUCCCAUAAUGUCCACCUACACCAUCGCCAGCGGCGACUCAUUAUGGAAAAUCUCCCAAGACCACGGCGUCACUCUCGACGCCCUCAGAGCAGCCAACCCGCAGAUCACCAACCCAGAUCUUAUCUAUCCGGGGCAGCAGCUGAAUAUCCCGGGGUCUGAUCAGCCUCAGCCUCCUCCUCCGGAGAGUCGUGGAAUUCCCGGCGAUGGCGCUAGCCAUUUCUCACCUUCCGAUCCUCCUAUCCACCUUGCUGUCUGUCCUCCGGGCCCGCCGGUUGUUCCAAGCGCUGCUGCUGGAGGAGCACCGCCCGCGGUUCCCCCACGUCCUCCGAUGGCCCGUCCCCCGCCUCCGUGGAUUAAUGUCGGGAGACCGGGGUAUAAGACUGUCGGGUAUUUUACUAAUUGGGGCGUCUACGGCCGCAAUUACCAACCUCAGGAUAUUCCUGCGGAGUAUAUUACCCAUAUUCUCUACUCCUUCGCCAACAUCCGCCCGACUGGCGAAGUCUUCCUAACAGACACCUACUCCGACCUCGAAAAGCACUACCCCAACGACAGCUGGUCCGAGCCCGGCACCAACGCCUACGGGUGCAUCAAGCAACUCUACCUCCUGAAACAACAACACCGCCACCUCAAAACUCUCCUCUCCAUUGGUGGCUGGACCUACAGUCCCAACUUCGCCGCGCCAGCAUCCACCCCCCGCGGGCGCGAAACCUUCGCCCGGAGCGCCGUGCACCUCCUCGCGGACCUGGGCUUCGACGGCAUCGACAUCGAUUGGGAGUAUCCGGCCGAUGCAUCGCAGGCAAAGGACUUUGUUAUUCUACUGAAGGAUGUCAGGCGCGUGCUGGACGAGUACUCCGCUACCCACCUCGGUGGGAAAAGGCUGUUACUGACGAUCGCGGCGCCAUGCGGGCCGGAUAAUAUCCGGAAACUGCGGAUCGGCGAUAUGGACCCGUACUUGGAUUUCUGGAAUCUGAUGUGUUAUGAUUUCAGUGGGAGUUGGGAUAAGAACUCCGGGCAUAUGGCGAAUGUGUUCCAUUCGGGGAGGGGAGAGAUUACCCCAUUUUGUGCGGAUGGGGCGGUGACGAUGUAUUUGAACGGUGGGGUGAGGGAUCCGAGGAAGAUUAUUUUUGGGUUGCCGCUGUAUGGGAGGGCUUUUGAGGGGACGGAUGGGCCUGGAGGUGGGUUCCAGGGGGUUGGGGAGGGGAGUUGGGAGAAUGGAGUGUGGGAUUACAAGGAUUUGCCGUUGAAGGGGAGUAGGGAAGUGGUGGAUCCGAGGUUGAUGGCUAGUUGGUGUCAUGAUCCGGUUAAUAGGAAGAUGGUCAGUUAUGAUACACCGGAGGUGGCGGCUAUGAAGACGGAUUAUGUUGCUAACAGGCAUUUGGGAGGGGCUAUGUGGUGGGAGUUGAGUGGGGACCAUCAUGUCUCGCAUGAGAGGAGCUUGGUCAGGGGGACUGCGGAGAGGUUGGGCAGGUUGGGUGGGUUGGAUGGAACGGAGAAUACGUUGUAUUAUCCGCUGAGUCGGUUUGAAAAUCUGAGGAGAGGGUGUGUUUGAUUCAGUCUAUUUGUAUUGUGUGAACAGUCUGGUAUAUUGAUAUCACAAACGAGUC
Molecule: messenger RNA, 1670 nt
Organism: Aspergillus costaricaensis CBS 115574
Lineage: Eukaryota; Fungi; Ascomycota; Eurotiomycetes; Eurotiales; Aspergillaceae
Product: chitinase
Exons: 4
Coding region: 74-1615 (513 amino acids)
Biological process (GO): chitin catabolic process; carbohydrate metabolic process
Cellular component (GO): extracellular region
Molecular function (GO): chitin binding; chitinase activity
Source: RefSeq, a predicted model, not a curated record